This is a messenger RNA of Pogona vitticeps (central bearded dragon), 1842 nucleotides long. The record is from RefSeq and is a predicted model, not a curated record. NCBI's taxonomy places the organism in Eukaryota, Metazoa, Chordata, Lepidosauria, Squamata, Agamidae.
CCAAAACACGGGGGGGGAUGGCGGAGGAAAUAAUUUUAGGGGUUAGCAGUCUGGGUCACCGCCGGGGCAACUCCAGGAUUAUUUUUGUUCCCUCCAGGCGGAGGAGAAGAGCCACGCGGGGUGGCAGAGAGACAGACUUCUUCUUUUCCAACGGGAUCUCAAACGCCCACCCCUCCGCUCCGCUCGAUGCGCUCUCCCAUGCUGAGACGCCCCUGGUCAGGCGAUUCCAUUGUUAAGAUUCCCCCGGGGGGGACACAGAGAGAAAGGAGAUUAAACGGAUGGCCUUCAUUCCCGCCAGGGAAAACGUAUACAGUACUGUACUUAUCAAACGGCACAAAGAGGCCACCUGCCUCUCCCUAGACGCCCUGUGCCGCUCUCCUCUGGUUCCACACAGUCUCCUGUCCCACCCCGUUUUGACGCGGAAUUGGUAUCUCCCGAGCGCUCCGGCCUGCGCUGGCCUUUCUCGGAAGACAACAUUUAUCAAAUAUUUCAAGCCUUUGAAGUCCUGGGAUGAAGCAAUCAAAAACUAAGCAUCAAGUAGUUGUGCUGGAAGAUGAGACCCCCAGGGCAGAAGGCACUCGGUCAGCUAGAGGAAGAAAGCAGAAGAAAAGUACAAAGAGCACUCUUCUGAAAAAGGUGGCAGAACUAGAGCUCAAUGGAGAUUCAGUUACAAAUGUGCAAAGUUGUGAAAGGAAAAUCCACAGGCAUGUAAUUGGAACAUGGAAUGUGAAAAAUAUGGAUGAAAAGAAGCUUGAAAUAAUAAAGCAAGAAAUGAAACGUAUAAAUAUUGCACUACUUGGUGUAAGUGAACUGAACUGGAUUGGAAAAGGAUGUUUUCAGUCCGAUGAUUACGUAGUGUUUUAUUCUGGAAAUGACAAACUUAGAAGGAACGGUGUGGCUUUCAUAGUGAGACAAGACGUAGCCCAGGUAAUCAGGAGAUAUUAUCCCAAAUCUGAUCGAGUAAUAGCAGUCAGACUUCAAGGACAGCCUGUCAACGUAACCAUUAUUCAAGUCCUUGCUCCAGGUCCAAAUGCUGCUGCAGAAGAAACAGAAAGUUUUUAUGCAAGUAUUCAAGAAGAAGUGGAUCAGGCGCCCCAACGGGAUGUGCUGCUUAUCAUAGGUGACUGGAAAGCAACCGUUGGGAACAAAGCAGAAUCAAAUAUUGUUGGAGAAUUUGGCCUAGGAAUUAGUAAUGAAGCAGGAAAAAGACUCAUAGAGUUUUGUGGUGCCAACGAUUUGUUCAUUGCAAAUACAUGCUUCAGGCAACCCAGCCGACGAUUGUAUACGUGGGCUUCACCAAAGGGGCAAUUCAGACAUCAAAUAGACUAUAUAAUUGGGAGGAGAAGAUGGAGGAGCUCUAUUCUCUCUGCAAAAACAAAACCAGGAGCAGAUUGUGGUACAGACCAUAAACUGUUAAUAGCAACAAUUAGAGUGAAACUGAAGAACUACAAAAGAAACACAGUGAGGCAGUAUAAUGCUUCCGAAGGAUAUAAAGACCAUGUAUCAGACUAUGUCAGCCACAAGCGGGAAGAACUAUGGACUGAAACCAGAGAUGACAAAGAUGUGGGAAACAUGGCAGCCCGUUUCCUCAUGCACGAGAAAAUCUGGUUUGACAAAUUCACAUAUGAUGCUGCUGAGAAGAGAUACUAUGAACAGAUGAGUGGUUCCCUUGACAGCCGUUCUGGCCAGCAGAGUGCCAGCAGCCCUUCUUCUGCUGGGGACCAAAGCAAGCUGGUCACUAGCCUAGUGGCAGAGCAUCGAGACCUGCAUAGAGGUGAGUGGGGCAAUACACCUAGUAAUGGGCAGUGUCUGUGCUGGCAGGUCCUUUCUGUUUUCCUGUAA